This is a messenger RNA of Acanthosepion pharaonis, 936 nucleotides long. NCBI's taxonomy places the organism in Eukaryota, Metazoa, Mollusca, Cephalopoda, Sepiida, Sepiidae. The record is from the annotation of a GenBank genome assembly.
AUGGACUCGACCGAGGACUACAAGAAGACGCGCGAGUCAUUUGGCGUCUUUUCUUGGGCGACACAAGCCGUUGCGGUCGGUCGUCCGUCGGCAGCUGUCUUGGGUGCCGUUUUGCUCGUUUGCUGUCGGAAAGUGUUCGCUCGCAAGAAGGCGUUCGUUUUUGUGUCGCAUUCGUUUCAGUCGCUCAUUCUCUUCUUUCUCUCUCUCUCUCUCUCUCUCUCUCUCUCUCUCUCUCUCUCUCUCUAUCUAUCUAUCUAUCUAUCUAUCUAUCUAUCUCUUUGUCUUCUCCUACUCUGUCUAUAUUUUUAUUUCUCUAUUUUCAUUCUCCAACCAGUGGCGACUCUCACGUCACCCAAUCUUUCUCCUGGUCUCUUUUCUUCUUUUCUUCUUCUCUUCUUUGCCAGUCUUGAUUCCGCCAACUUAGUCUCACUCUCUCUAUCUAAUCUUUCUCUCUCCACCCAUAACUAUCUGUCUAUAUCAUAUUCCUUUUCACAAUCUUUUUUUCUUGUAUGCUCAUUUCCGAAAUUUCUCCUCCUCACCCUGUUCUCUCUAAUCAUUUUACUUGUAUGCUCUACAAUAUUUCUCACAUUCUCCUCUUUGACAUUCUCCUCACUUUCUUUCUCUCUCACUAUCUCUCUCUCUCUCUCUCGCUGCCUGUCUCUUUCUAUCUAUCUAUCCCAUAUACCUUGUAAAAUCAAUCUAUGUUCUAUUACACUUCUGACAUUUCUACUCCCUCUCUCUCUCUCUUUCUUGCUAUCUGUCUAUCUAUAUUCUUUUUUUCGUUUUUUUUCCUUUCAUUGCUUGCAUUCCAUAUCUCAUACCUGUAAUUUUCUUUAUCUAUUUACACUCCAUCGGCCUAUCUGUGAAAUUCCUAGUAUUCACAGAAAAUACGAAUAUUCGAUUGUGUUUCUUUUUUUUUUCUUCAUGUUUUAUUGA